Molecule: messenger RNA, 1374 nt
Organism: Brettanomyces bruxellensis
Lineage: Eukaryota; Fungi; Ascomycota; Pichiomycetes; Pichiales; Pichiaceae
Exons: 1
Coding region: 1-1374 (457 amino acids)
Biological process (GO): fructose 2,6-bisphosphate metabolic process; fructose metabolic process
Cellular component (GO): cytosol
Molecular function (GO): ATP binding; 6-phosphofructo-2-kinase activity; fructose-2,6-bisphosphate 2-phosphatase activity
Source: RefSeq, a predicted model, not a curated record
AUGUCAACACAUCCAUUCCCCGAAUAUUCUACAUUCAACAGCAUCCGAAUCUGCGUGGUGAUGGUGGGAUUGCCAGCAAGAGGAAAGUCGUUUAUCUCGCAGAAGAUAAAGCGGUAUCUCUCGUGGUUGUCGGUGCCUACAGCAUCGUUUAACCAAUCAGCAUACAGGGAGAAGAGGGCGAUGGAUCUGCUGCCAGAAGGCAGUGAUGUGUUCACCCUGCACGAUGAACAAGCAGCAAAGGUGAGGCAGCUGGCGGAAAAUGACUGCAUUGAGGCAAUUUUGAAGUGGUACACGUUGCACGAUGCAGGAGUGACGAUUUAUGAUGGUGCAAACACCAGCCGGCAGAUCAGAAAGCGACUCUACGAUAUUCUCGCGGAGCACGAUGUGCAGACUGUUUUUCUCGAGAGUUUCUGCGACGACGAGGCGAAGAUCCAGGCAAAUGUGAUGGAUAUCAACCGGACAUCGCCGGAAUACGCGGAAAAAUCAACCGAGUACACGGUUGCAGACUUGAAGAAGAAAACCAGGUUUUACAAUUCGAUGUACGAGCCGAUGGACGUGGAGCAUGACGGCCAGUACACAUUUAUCAAACUUCUGAAUUUGAGCUCGCAGAUCUUGAUUAACCGCAUCGACAGCUACUUACAGAGCCGAAUCGUAUUUUACGUGAUGAACUUGCACGUCAAGCCCCGGUACAUCUGGCUGUCGCGGCAUGGGGAGUCCCAGUACAAUCUUGAGGGCAAGAUCGGCGGAGAUGCCGAUUUGAGCGAGCGUGGCUGGAAGUAUGCCCGCAAACUUAAGCACAUGGUCGAUCAGUACAUCCCUGACCAGCAAAACUUGCAAGUGUGGACCUCCACGCUCAAGAGAACACAGCAAACUGCAUCUUUUUUACAGUUUCCCAAGAAAACUUGGAAGGCAUUGGAUGAACUUGAUGCCGGAUCUUGCGAUGGCUUAACGUACGACGAAAUCGCACAACGCUUUCCUAAGGACUUCAAGGCACGUGAUGACAACAAGUUCGGGUACCGGUAUCCCGGUGGAGAAUCCUACAGAGACGUGAUUACCCGACUUGAGCCAAUAAUCAUGGAGUUGGAAAACCAGGAAAACGUGCUAGUGAUCACGCACCAGGCUGUUCUCAGGUGUAUCUACGCCUAUUUCAUGAAUGUCCAGCAGAAGGACAGUCCAUGGAUGUCGAUCCCGUUACACACUUUGAUCAAGCUGGAUAUCCGGGCAUAUAACACGAUUGUCACGCGGAUUAAGGCCGAUAUUCCGGCGGUUUCCACAUACAAGGAGAAGGGCACUUCCAAACUGGGCGAAACUUCCGACGAAUCGAAGAAUCUUGCCGGUUCUAUUAUCAGUAGCAGCACCGGUCAGGUUGUUUAG